Molecule: messenger RNA, 3586 nt
Organism: Anopheles coluzzii
Lineage: Eukaryota; Metazoa; Arthropoda; Insecta; Diptera; Culicidae
Product: NFX1-type zinc finger-containing protein 1
Exons: 6
Coding region: 120-3272 (1050 amino acids)
Biological process (GO): regulatory ncRNA-mediated heterochromatin formation
Cellular component (GO): nuclear RNA-directed RNA polymerase complex
Molecular function (GO): ATP hydrolysis activity; helicase activity
Source: RefSeq, a predicted model, not a curated record
UUGACACUUUUCAUUGUGCUUUUGUUGUGAUACGUUUGGUUUGGUUUUCUGCAUUCAAUCUCUCCAUUUCUCUGCACUGAAGCGUUGUGAAAAUUUGCACACAAAGCCGCACAAAUUUAAUGUCGAACUCGAAAAAUGUUGAAGAUGACGAUGAUUGUGACGAUUGGUUCAACAAGGAUGAGGAAGAUUUCGUUGUAAAAAUACCCAGCCAAACCAGCGCGGACAGCUUCGACGAGGCAGGCGAAGGCGACAAGGAAGAUGAUGGGCAAGGACCCGGAACGUCCGUGCGGGAAUUGUUGGAAAAUUUAAAGUUUACAUUGAACGACGUUGGAGGCAGUUACGUGGAUUCGAUCAAAAGCGCCGGCACCGAUCGCACCGCCAAGUUUGAGCUACCGAAGGGCCCGCCCGGAAAGUACGUGCAAACCAUUCCCCUCACGAAGCUGGCCAACAUUUUGGAAAAUGAAACGCUCUCCAUGUUUGCCGACAUUUGCGUGCAGAAGGAAGAGUUUCUCGCCACGCUCGCGAAGAAAACGUACGGCGAGGAGUUGCUGCUGGUGCUGAUGAAAAUCAUGAACAAACUUGCCACGCUGCCGCUGUACGAGACGGUGCGCCAGCUGUUCGGGGUGCUGCUCGAGCAGGCACACUUCUGGGAGCAGCUGCUAAAGUUUUUCCACCAGCCGGCCGAGGGGGAGAAGAAGAAGAAGAAGAAAAGCAAAGUCAUCCGUCCGACCGUGGCGCGGAACGAUAUGAUGGAGGUGUUGUUGAAGUUUCUGCUCGAAGCGAAGCGGCACGUUGCGCCACCGUUACCCCAGCAGGCGGUGGAGUUUUGUGAGAAGCUGAGGAAAAGUGCACCUCCGGAUGAUAAGGCACAGGUGGAGCUGUUGCAAGAGCUGACAAGGGACACGCAGGCACAGCAAGAACAGGCAACCAAGCAGAUUAGUAUUUAUCCUACCAUCCGGGAGCUGAAGGAUGGCGCCGGUCCUCCGAUCAAUCUGAAGCAAAACAUCGUGAAGGGAAAGUACCAAAGUGUGCAGCACUAUCUGGAGGUACAUUUGAAUCUGCUAAAGGAAGACUUUCUAAUUCCCCUGCGUACCGGCAUGGAAAAGUACCGCAAGCACGUGGACACGAAAGGGUCGGGCAAAUCGUUCGUCGGUGAGAACGUUCGCGUCCACUACCCGGUCAAGCUGCUGCUGCCCAGCACGGUCAAUCGUCGGACGGCGAAGGAGCAGCUCAUACUGGUCGAUUUAGAUCCGACCGAGCGCGGCUAUUCCAACCUGUCGGCGCGCUACAAACGCCUAGCGCUGCCGAAUACGAAACGCUUCAUGAACGGGUCGAUGGUACUGUUCUGCGAUGGGCCGGAGCUGAACGAGCUGGUCGUCGCCGUCAUUAGUAAUCGCGAUGCGGCUCAGCUGCUGAACGGGUACAUUUACGUGGAGCUGAUACGGAUGGAGAAGCAAAGGGAAGGCGGGCAGGAUCAGCCGAUGGGUGCCGAUCACGGUAUGAACCUGUUCAAUCGACCACUGCUGAUGAUUGAGAGUGAAAUCUUUUUCGAACCGUACCACCAAACCUUUAACGCGCUGAGCCGAUUGCGGGAAGAUAAUUUCCCGCUGAAAUCAUACAUCGUCGAUGUGACACUGCCCGGCAAAUGUUUGCCCGGCUAUCUGUACCAGGGAGGUGGCCAUCUUUUUAACUACGCCGGCAUACAGUUCGAUCUGAAGAAGCCCGACGAGUGGCCUACGGAAGCGCUGACUGCUGCCGCUGGCUUGAACGUGUCCCAAUUCGACGCGUACCGAAUGGCGCUCACGAGCCGGUUCUCACUAAUCCAAGGACCUCCGGGCACGGGGAAAACGUUCAUAGGGUUGCGAAUCGUUGAGACGCUGCUGGCGAACACGGGCGAGCAGAUACUGCUGAUCUGCCUCACCAACCAUGCGCUGGAUCAGUUCCUGUGCGGGGUGACCCGCUUCACGGACAGCAUCGUGCGGAUGGGCGGCCAGUCAAAGCACCCACUGCUCGAUGCGUACAACGUGAAGCAACUGCAGGAAGAUGAACGGAUCGAUCGAAGGUUGCGCAUCAGCUACUACAAUGCGAAGCAAGAGUACCUGAAGCUGGUUGAGCGGUUUGAUGCGCUGCAGCAGGAGCAGGAGACAUUGGACGGUAUGACGCAGGCAAUGCAGGAGUGUAUGGAAGAGCUGUUGGACGCUUCCCGGCGUUUGAGCGAAUUGAGCCAGCUCAACACGCUGAAGCUCAUACAGGGCUUUCGCGUAGUUGCCAUGACUACCACCUUUGCCGCUCGCAAUCGCACACUGCUAGAGCUGCUGCGUACGCCGAUCGUCGUGAUCGAGGAGGCGGCCGAAGUGCUUGAAGCGCACAUUGUGGCCGCUCUCACCCGUCACACCGCCCAGUGCAUCCUGAUCGGUGAUCACAAGCAAUUGCGACCGACGACGAGCACGUAUGUGCUUUCCAGUCGCUAUCGGAUGGAUCUGUCGCUGUUCGAGCGUAUGAUCAAUAACCGGUUCAGCGUCGCCACGAUGACCGUACAACAUCGGAUGCGCCCGGAGAUGGCCGACCUGCUGCGUCCCCUCAUCUAUCCGGUGCUGGACGAUGCUGAAACGGUUGCAACACGUCCCAACGUAGAUGGAAUGAUGCGGAACAUGUUCUUUUUGACGCACAACUACCCCGAAGGAGGUGGACCAGCCAACGAUUCGUCGGUGGGAGACGAUGGAGGGGAUGAAAAAUCGAAGAAAAACAUUUUUGAAUGUCGAUUCCUGCUCGGACUGUGCGAGUAUCUGCUCGCGCAAGGCACGUACACCCCGGAGGACAUUGUCAUACUGACGGCUUACAACGGGCAAAUGUUGCAGUUCGUUGCGGAGAAGAAAAAUCGUCCAUCCCUGCACGGCGUACGUAUUGCCGUGAUUGACAACUACCAGGGCGAGGAGAGUAAAAUUGUUUUACUCUCGCUGGUGCGCAGUGGAACCGGUGGCAACGGCGGUACCGAUACGAUCGGAUUUCUGGCGCAUGAAAAUCGCAUCUGCGUAGCGCUGUCGCGUGCACGCGAAGGGCUCUAUAUAGUGGGCAAUAUGACGCUGCUGGCAAAGUGUUCGAAAACGUGGCACCGCAUCGAGGGAAAGCUGCGUGAGCAGGCCGCUAUCGGCGAUUCGAUGCCGUUACAGUGUGUGACGCACGGACAGGCAGUGGAGGUUAAAACACCUGAAGACUUUGAGGAGCUGGGAGCGAGCGAGGAGAGGUGUGUAUGUGGAUUACUAAAAAGAUAAACCGAAAAGUCAAAAUCUCAUAGUUUUUGAGAGCUAUAUCUCUAUCGCGUCCAGACACGCGCGCGUGUGUGUGAGUAACUGGUAAGUAAUUCCUCGUAGAGGAGAAUAUAAAAUGUAUUAAUUUAACACCUUAAAAAGACCGUGUGAUUGUGUGCAACAUAAUAAUACCACUAUUUUGAUAACUCUUGACAAAGGCGAUGGCCAUGAAUUUCCGACACUAUUUUAGUUAUAAAACAUUUUCUCAAAAAUGAAAUGAAUAAAAUCCAACAUCUCUACAAAGCUGAGUUGAACUAUCGUUUGAGUUCUGAGUCCAA